Molecule: messenger RNA, 1242 nt
Organism: Penicillium expansum
Lineage: Eukaryota; Fungi; Ascomycota; Eurotiomycetes; Eurotiales; Aspergillaceae
Exons: 2
Coding region: 1-1242 (413 amino acids)
Source: RefSeq, a predicted model, not a curated record
AUGAUCCUGAUCGAAUUGACGAUUAUCGCGAAGUGUGUGCCCUAUUAUUCUAACGCCUUUUUUAUUCUUGUGCUGACUGAAGAGACCCUGUCUCAGGAUUUACCCAAAGCGCCGAUGGCCAUGGCGCAAGUGUCAAAUGCAUCGAAAAAUGACCGCUCGCCACAGAGACCGGCAAACGACGAAAUUCCAACUGCCGAACGACAAAAUUGGAGUGAGGUGGCCGGUAGUCAAAUUGAGACACUGAAUCUAGGACCUGUCGAUCGGACCUCCAUCCUAGAGCAUUUGAUUUCAAAAGUGCGCCUCGAAAUGAGUGAAAGUCUCUUAGAAAUUGGGCAGGACCCAGAAACGACAACAGAAGCUGGCGUCUAUCUUCACAUUCUAUGGAGAGAGGAUGACACAACAAGCCGGUUUUGGCUUUACGUCGGACAAGCAUGUGUGCUGUGUCUGAGAAUCCAGAAACACAAGGAUCCUAAGCAUCGUCGGAAGAAUAUGGGACUACACUAUUCAGUUUGGGGCUCUGCCAUGGAUAUGAAAUCAGCCUUUGUCACUCUGGCUAUCCUCGAUGCCCCGUCUUCCACUCAGACGCAGCUAGUUUUCAACCUAGCAGAGAUGUGGAUGUGCCUAGUAUUCCAAACAUUGACUUCCCUUCAUUUAGGCUCCUGGUUGCCGAAAGACACAAACGCCAUGUGGUCAGGUAAUCAUCUCAAUGUUGCAUUGCCAUUGUGGCAAGGAUUCACAGAUACCCAAGAGAACAAAGCCAUCACUGACGCAAUUGGCGGCAGAUCAACCUUUCAGCAAUACCUUAAAUCCGAGGAUUUGGUUAUUCGGGCAUGGGCCGAACAAACCAGGGAUGCGUUCAACGACAUUCGAAACUCACCUGACCCGGGGAUCAGAAAUUACAGGUGGGAUCUUCACAAAGAGCGUAUCCUUAAGGCACAGGACACAUGGGGCAAAAAGAAAGCUAGCAUGGCUAGGCAGUAUCUCGAAGGGGCGAAAGCACUCGUUACAUUGCAUUCUGGAAAUCAUGGAAACCAUCAAACUGAGGUCAGAGCUGGUAGUUUCAGGUUCACUGUUUCCCAAACGCUUGGACUUGAUCUCCGUAACGGCGACGAAGUUAUUCUCCAAUAUCAUCUAACAUCAACCCCACACCCACACGCUUAUGCUCUUUCUGCUUUAAACACAGAUCCUGCUAGCCGCUUGGGGGUAUCUAUCCGUGGUCAAGAUAGCCACGGAGGUUUUUAA